AUGGGAACCCUAACGACCUCCUCUACGGCAUCAAGUUUUCCGUUGGUCAAAUCUAAAAUUGGAAGCACAAACCAUGAGGAGGAAACGACUGAAACCCGCUCGAUGACGGAGCGAAGUGGCCGAACGGAUUCCAGUGGACGUUCGGCUGCCCUCGAGCGAGCGUACGUGCAUGACGUUUACGAAAACUGCGAAGAACCGAAUGGACAAAUCCGACCGAAGGUGGCCCAAUUCCUGGGUGGGCUUGAACCUGGUUCCCUUGUCUGCGACGUCGGUUGCGGCAACGGCCGUUACCUGUCCGGGUUCAAUCCCCUCAUCUACACGAUCGGUGUCGACCGGUGCUAUCGUCUGACACAGGUUGCCCAUGGGAAAGGCGGUGAAGUAGCGAUAUGUGAUAAUCUCGAGCUACCAUUCCGUGAUGAAUCGUUCGAUGCGGUCUUAUCGCUCGCGGUAGUUCACCAUUUCGCCACGACGGAACGACGGGUCGGCGCUAUUCGUGAGCUGGCCCGUAUCCUACGCAUUGGGGGCCGCGUCAUCAUCACCGUGUGGGCGUUGGAGCAACGGCACCGACGCUUUGAAUCGCAGGAUGUACUUGUCCCUUGGCAACCACCGCGCUCCAAAACCGGAGGCAUCUCGGACGACGAAGAUGACGACGAUUUCCUGCCGCCGUACCAUGCGUAUACGGAGGAUUCCACCAACUCGAGCCGAUCGGCCGGUGAUGGCGAUAGCUCUAGUCUGUCCUCCUCAUCGCCCGGGGAAACGUGCUACAGCUUCGUACGUCGUGCCAUACAGAAACUCGCCGGCAGUAAGCGCAGUCCAUGGUUCCUGGAGUCGUGGAGCUCGCGGGAAACUAAGCACGACAGCAGCCUCGACUACGAGGACGCGAAGGAUUUACCCAUUGAGCUCAGGCGCCUGGAGGACUUCGACGACCUGCCCGAGCCGCCGCUGUCUGCUGGGCUCAAGAGCCGCAGUCUAGGUAGUAUACUAAAUCCACCACCAAAAACCAUAGUUAGAUCACGUUCAAGUGUACCAAGUUUAGGUGCGCAAAUACCUGAAUCGAAAGCGACCCCCGCCGCGGAACCGACGCCAGUGUCCCGCCGACCAAAGCUUGUGAAACAGAAACAGUCACUGUGCGACGAUGUAGACUAUAAGUUUUCCGAUUCCUCCGCACAAGCGUACCGGGAGCAUGCGCUGCGCAACGAGUCGCGCGUGCAGCUCCUGCGUAAACAAAGCUCACUCAACGAGGAGCUGAUGGCCGAGAGCCGGUUGCGCGAGAAGGAGCGCAUCCGGAAGCGCAUCCAGAAGCAAAUUUCGUUGAACGAAAGCUUCCUGUGUCGGUCGCUCUUUACCAAGCGGUUGCAGGUCAUCAAGGAGGGAUUCGCGACCAAGCUUAAGACAUCGACCGGCAGCCUCGAGCGGGUCACCAAGAAUGGAUUUGUUAAGAUCAUACAAAACAUUAAAGCCGCAACCCCGGCCGCGUAUCACGGUGGACCGGCCGGCAGCAGUGGGGCCGGUGGUGGUCAUCCGCAUCACCAUCACCAUCAUCACCAUCACCACCAUCACCAUCCAAACCAUCAUCAUGCACACCACCUUCAUCACAGUCCGCACGGGCCGCCCAGUGGCCGGCCACCGUACUGUUACGAGCCGGGCGAUUGUGGACCCUGUCCAAGCGGAUGCUGCAUGGCAGGAAUACACCCAGAGCACGGUGGAACGGGUCGGUUCGGGGGUGCGGGUGGACACCACCGAUUGUCUCGCAAUAACUCUGCCGGCGGCAGCGGCACCAGCAGCAACGGUAGCAAUGGCAACGGUUUAAGCAACAAUGGCAACGGCUCCAUCGGUCACGAUAAGCUGCUGGCGUCGAUGGGCACCAGCCAGGAUGAGGCAUCGAAACCGAGGCGACAUUCGCGGGAAAGCGGUUCCGACAGUUUUCGUUCUACUUUCAUUAAACGACAACGUUUUGCGGAUUCGUCCAAGGAUAGUAGUCUUCAAAGUGAUACCAGCAUCGAGUCGGAGGAUAGUUUUGCAUCUGUGAUUUACAUUCCUAAACCAGACCAACAACAACAGCCACAGCCGCAACAGCAGCAGCAGCAGCAGCAGUCGCAAUCGAACGGUGGCUGUGGAGUAACAGCCGGCGGUGGUAAUGGUAGUAGUACGUGUAGUGGCGUUAAUGGUGCUAACGGUGGAACGAACAGUGUGUCCGAUUUCUUCAGCCCCGGAACAGCAAUUAACUGCAUGCCUUCCUCAUCAGUGCCAACAUCGCCAUUGGUGAUGCCUUGUCCCACACCGGCCCACUCUCCAGCUCCUCCACGAACCAAAUCCGGUUGCGUAGCUACUGCUUCCGAAUCCACGGACGAACACGUAUGUUUCAACCCCACGUCCAACGGGAGCAGCAACCAGUUCACAUUCGAAGAAACUGUUAUACUACCAUGGCAACUUGAGCAGCAGGAAGCGACAACUAAGGAACCUGUGACGACCAGUAUAGGAGGCGAAGCUUCAACCUCCACUGCCACGGUUCACGAUACAGUGAUUUGCUCAAAAUCUACCAGCAGCACGAACACCACCAUGACCAUCACACCACCCAGUACCUGCUCAGGCAAAUCUGCUGCUCCAACGGGGACAACGAGCAGUAAACAUUCCAGCACCGAGGUAGCAUCACAAAGUUCACCGCAGAAGACAAGCUCACAAAAGAUCACACGCCAGCAGAUCAAAGAUCUGCCGCCAAUACCCAAGUUCCGUCGCAGCGGUAACUAUCCAAUUCUGCGCCGGCAAACUUCGGCAGCCGCUGGUAGUAGUACAGCAGCUCCCGUACCAGUGCCAAAGCUCCUUUCGCUUGAACUGUUCAACCCGGAGACAGACGAUCUUGACAGUGACUCGAGUGAACCAUCCUCACCAGACUCGAUAGACAGCGUGAUCAGUGCGCUCAGACCGUCCCUAUCGCCGUUGCCCGUGGCCAACCUUUCCGGCACGGCCCAGCACAAAAUACACCCCAGUGGGUCGGGCGUAUCAGAGCCUGCUGCUGCUACCACUUCCGCAAUUCCUGGUCCUGGAGCGCCGGCUAUACCUCCACUGGUAGAAGCGGCUGCUGUUGUGGCGCACAAACUUGAAGACGUAGUGGACAUGGCCAUACCCGAACGACUCGGUGCCGAUGGGAAACCGUUGCGAUUCAACGGUUUGCUGAACUCCACAGCCAGCUCAACUGCAUUACACAUUUCCGAUGUGGACGAGCACAACUCACGGCAACAUCUAGUGGACUUUGCCGAAAAACUCAGCGCUCAGCUCUUGAAGGAGCUCGAAAAUGAGAAAAAGCGCAACGAAAGCUUCGAUGAAGACGACGACGUAUUCGGGGUCGACAGCAGAGUUCGUUCUAGUUCUGCACUCGGUUCACCGCCGAUUGUUGAUCCGUAUCUUAAGAAACUAAACGGGGAUCUGCGAGAUCUACAUCAACUACGAGCAGAGCUUCGAGAAAGAAGACUUAUGUUAGCAAAUCUUUCCAAUUUGGGCUCGGGCGUCGGUUUGAGUGGUCAGUUUGGUGGUAGCAACGAUUCGCUCGGCCCCAGCUAUGGCUCUUCGAUGGCACCGAUCAUCCAGGAGGAAACGGAUGAUGAUGAAGAGUUUAACGAACUGGAAGAUCGUCGCUGUAAUGGGAUGGAUGCCGGCGGACAACCAUUAGCAGGCCCGAGCGUACUGAAGGUAACGUCCAGCAUAAAGUGUAAGAAUCUCGGUGGCAAGACCGUGGACGACUUUGUCAUCAUACCGGAACUGGACGAAGACGAUCCGGAACAGUCCAACGAUACGACUUUGCUAAUACAGGAAGAGGAUAACUCCGAGGAGCAUCCUCACACGUCCGAACCAGAGCGUUCUUCUGGAGCGGUUGGGACAAGUACGACUAACAGUACAGUCGACAGCUACAGACGACGUUGCAAGGUGCCUAGUUUUAACAAUCCGAAGCCGUUGGCGGUACAGAGCCAAGCUAGCGGGGACAUCCAGCACGGUAGCAGCAGUAGCAGUAACAGUAGCAGCAGUAAAGAUACCACUGAACAAUGCGGUCGGUGGAAUUGUGCACCAGUGUCGAUCACUCCGGUACCACUCACAACGUUAACAACGGCGACGACGACGACAGCAACGACGGUGACGAUGCAAGCGUCAACGAGCUCACUCACAGGGCUGAGCAGUGGCGGAUGCUCGUCCGCAACGCACAUUUCAGGACCACCCAACGCUUCGGGUCUUUCGAUUUGUGGCGGUGAACGCAAACCCCUCUCGGCAACCAAAAAAUCUUCGAUGCCCUCCUUCGAAUCUCAUGCUAGUGUGGACUCGUGGGCACAUUCGACCAGUACCGCGUCGCUCGAUAGCCCGUCGAUUGGCGGUUCUGCGACGCACCAUCGAUAUUAUCACGUGUUCCGGGAAGGUGAGCUAGACGCGCUGAUCAAUCACCACGUUACGAGUCUGCACAUCGUUUCUUCUUACUACGAGCGAGCGUCUUGGUGUGUGGUAGCGGAAAAAGUACACGUGUGGACAAUUUAG
Messenger RNA from Anopheles marshallii, 4518 nucleotides. RefSeq lists its product as uncharacterized. The transcript has 6 exons. Gene Ontology annotation, molecular function: S-adenosylmethionine-dependent methyltransferase activity; tRNA binding. The record is from RefSeq and is a predicted model, not a curated record. Bases 1 to 4518 code for a protein of 1505 amino acids. Gene Ontology annotation, cellular component: nucleus; cytoplasm. Lineage: Eukaryota; Metazoa; Arthropoda; Insecta; Diptera; Culicidae. Gene Ontology annotation, biological process: tRNA wobble uridine modification.